UUUUUGGCAAUAAAGGUAUUGAUCGACACAAUACUGGUUAGUUUUUGCAACGUUCCUUAUCUAAUUAAUCUGCCGCUAGUUACUUCUUGGAACGACGGCUUCUCUACUCCACCGCCUCUACCAACUGAUCAGCGUGCUUCUGACGUUACUCCCGAUAAUGGCUACAAACAACCAACAUCUCGAGUGCCGACUCCACAAACUCAAAUGCCAAAUGACCCAUGGCGCCCUUUGUCAACGAACCCUUACAUGAGCGAUGAACCUACCAUCGACUUAAUGAGAAGACACUCCUACGACAUGGCUGGUGGUACGAGUGAUCAGACCACUAGUGCUUUUACACCUGUCACUAGGGAGCCGCCACAAUCUCGGCAAGAAUCAACUCCUGUCCAAACUGUUUUCACGUUCACUUCCGAUGAUGGAACACGACUAAGUUGGAUGCCUAGUGUUUCUUUUGAGCAAGCAUCUGGUCCUACAACUUCCUUUUUGUCCCAGCCGUCUCCAAGUGUUGACAGCUCACAAGAUGUGAUGCUUCCAAACGCCGAUAUGAAUAACAUGAAGCGCUCAGCUACACCGGCAGAUUCGAAGUUCGAACUUGGAUAUAUCUACAAUGAUCGAGGAUCCCAAACUCCACAUCACCCACUCGUACCUAAUACUCCGGACGAAAAAGCACCCAAGCCCAAGAAGGCGCGUGCAAAAUCUCCAGCAAGCGAAGGUAUCGCUGAUGACAUGAAUGCGGAAGUCGACAGUGAUAACUGGCCAGAUAUGGCACCAAAAGAUGUAGAAGCUGCCCUUACAGAUCCAGAAGCUCGACCACGCCAACAAAAGCUUAGAUAUGCUGGAGACCAGUAUACUCCAAAGUGGGUACGUUACAACGGUCAGGCAAAGGAAGGUUUAUGCGACACUUGUACACCCGGCAAGUGGCUUCAGCUCAAAAACAGUGCAUUCUGGUAUCAUAAACAGUUUUUCCAUGGUAUUUCCUCAGUCUCAGGUAAAGAGUUUACCGAACCUAUAGAAACUCGUUGGGUCGACCAGGAUGUAAAAGAAGGACUUUGUCAUCAAUGUCACCAGUGGGUGCCCGUCAGUAAUGUGAAGAGAAAGAAUACCGUGCUGUGGUACCGCCACGCUCACAAGGUAAGGCUUGUAUUGAUACCUGACUGGUAUUUCAAUUUGGUUCUCAACCUCUUCCUUUGCAGUGCCACGUAUAUCACAAGCCAAAGGCGCCAGCUAAAAGACACUGAGGUUCCAAUAAUGUACAUACUCCAAAAACUUUUUCCCUAAUCGAUUCCUUUCUCUUCACCCUCCCCAAAAAAAUUAAAAAGAAUAACAAACUCUGCAUCUUGAUAUUUUAUUGCACAUCCCUUUUUGUAGAAACUUUCAUUCGCUUCAUUUUUGUAAAUGCUCCCACAAAUUUCUUCUUCCUUCCCUGUAUAAAUGCUUUAUAAAAGUUUCUGUGAAUAUGGUUUCGAACUCCUGCAAGAAACAAAACCUUGGCCUGAUUCCAAGGUGGCGAAAACACUAGUCA
Umbelopsis ramanniana AG is the source of this 1519-nucleotide messenger RNA. RefSeq lists its product as uncharacterized. The record is from RefSeq and is a predicted model, not a curated record. The transcript is spliced from 3 exons. Lineage: Eukaryota; Fungi; Mucoromycota; Umbelopsidomycetes; Umbelopsidales; Umbelopsidaceae. Bases 205 to 1275 code for a protein of 356 amino acids.